This is a messenger RNA of Conger conger (European conger), 4473 nucleotides long. It is a transcript of the gene fanci, whose product is annotated as FA complementation group I. Gene Ontology annotation, biological process: DNA repair. The coding region runs from base 162 to 4139 and encodes 1325 amino acids. The transcript has 38 exons. Gene Ontology annotation, molecular function: DNA polymerase binding. Lineage: Eukaryota; Metazoa; Chordata; Actinopteri; Anguilliformes; Congridae. The record is from RefSeq and is a predicted model, not a curated record.
GAGAACGCUGUCUGGAACACAGCUGUCAUGCAGCGUUUGCUGAGAGCGGCGGUCGACUGAGUCGACUUCUCAACUGGCGGGAGAUUCUAUUUGCAAACACUACUGUCCAGGACGAGUAAUACGUCUUGCUAAAGCAAAUAUACGACUGACUACAAACGGGCAUGAGGGCUGUCGUUGAGCGCCUGGUUUCCCUGUCCGGGGGAGAGGACCGCAAAGAGCUGCAGAAUUAUGUCUCCUCUUUGCCAGAGGACGAGUUGACAGCGCUCAUCACGCACAGCGCCAUAAAGGGGAAGGACGUCGGGGCUGUGAUCAAAGCCAUACUUAAAGGAUCUCCGCCUGCAAGGCCAGAGGGCGUAGCCUGCAGAGUGCUCCUGUACAAACACUGUAUCCCGCUCUGUGAAUCUGGAGACCUGCAGCCAGAGGUGGCCUCUGACAUAAUCGGCCUGCUUAUGAUGGAGACUCAUGCGCUACCUGGGCCUGCUCUGGCACAGCUGGCCUCUGUGUUUGUGGACGCCAUCAAAGCGGGGUCCAUGGGCAGCGGGAAGUCUCUGGAACUGUUUCCCACCAUUCUCACCGCUCUGUCUGCGACAGAGACGCUGGCUUACGGCAAAGGAGAACUCAGUGGGGAUGAAUACAGGAAACAGUUAAUCAACAGUCUGUGCUCCUGCAGGUGGGACCCUCAGUGCGUGACCCAUCUCACCUCUAUGUUCAGGGACGUACCUCUGUCUAAGGAGGAGCUGCAGUUUGUGGUGGAAAAAGUUCUACGGAUGUGCAGCAAACUGGACCUGCAGGAAAUCCCCCCGCUGGCCUAUCAGCUGCUUCUCCUGACAGCCAAGGGUUGUAAGAAGCUGGUUCUGGAUGGUCUAGUGAAUUUAUUUAAUGAACAGGACCAGCGUGUGUCUGAAGAAGCAAAGCACAGCGAUGGAUUGGAUGUGGAGGUGCAGUCCGUGCCUCAGGACCAGCUGCGGCAUGUGGAGGGAACCACCAUCUUGCACGUGGCGUUUGCUGUGCGACUGGACCACGGACUGGGCAUGGAGCUGCUCAAGAGCGUCAAGGCGGGGCAGGGUGAGUUGGGAGGUGGCUUGUGUCCCUUUAGUAUCGCCCUCCUGUUGUCUGUGGCCCGGAUCCAGCGCUACGAGGAACAGGUGUUUGAGCUCCUGAAGGCUGCAGUGAUGAGGAGUCUGAAGGAUGAGCAGGUGCAGUCCGGCUCCAUGUUUGUGCAGGGCUUAUUUCCACAGAGCCGGGGAGUGACACACAUGAUCCUGGACACAGUCAGGAACAGCGUGUUUGGCUGGGACCACGUCACGCAGGGUCUGGUGCAGCUGGGAUUCAUCCUCAUGGACUCGUUCGGACCCAAGCCGGGGCCUUUCGGCAAGCCUGCGGAGAGCCAGACAGGCGUGGCCAAGACCCCCGCCCAACAGGCCUGUCAGCUGGGACGACUCAUUCUCCUGGAGAGCUUCAAGUUGCACGAGCCAAUCAGAAGUGAGAUUUUGGAGCAGGUCCUGACCAGACUGGUCACAAAGAUGGCCUCCCCAGUGUUCCAUUUCAUAGAGCUGUUCUCAGACAUCGCUGUGUCAGCUCCCAUGAUCCUCCUGGAGUCAUCCUCCAAGGUGAUGGAGACCUUUGACCACCUGCCGUACCUGCCCCUCGGCACGGUGGAGGGUCUACUCCAGGCAGUGCAGCCCUUACUGAGAGUCAGCGUGUCCCUGAGAGACGCCCUGAUCCUGGUGCUGAGAAAGGCUGUGUUCUCCAGUCAGCUGGAUGGACGCAAGGCUGCUGUGGCUGGAUUCCUGCUGCUGCUCAAGAACUUCAAGGUCCUGGGGAGUGUGGCCUGCAGCCAAGCCAGUCAGACUGUGUCAGCCAGUCAGGUUCAGGUGGAUGUUCAUUCGCGUUAUAACUCCGCUGCCAACGAGUCUCUGUGCCUGGAGAUCCUGGGCAGCCUGCGGCGCAGUUUGGGACAGCAAGCUGACGUGAGAGGCCUGCUGUACCAGGGUUUCAACAAUGUCCUUCAUCGCAACUCGCAGCUGGCCAGCUCCAUUCUGCAGACUCUGCUCUCACAGCUGAAACGGUACUAUGAACCAGAGCAGGACCUGUUGCCUCCGGUGAAGCUGGAGAGGUGCAUCAGCGCUCAGGGAGAGAGCGUCUUCCUGCAGGAGCCCCUGGCCCAGCUGCUGAGCUGUGCAGUGCACUGCCUGCUGUGGUACCAGGACCUGCAGCAGCGCACACAGCGUGGCACUGACGGAGACGAGGAGGAGGAGGAGGGCGGGGUCCAGGCAGAGCUGCAGGACGUUCUGGAGAGCAUCACCAGGCGCAUGAUGAAGAGCGAGCUGGAAGACUUUGAGCUGGACAAAUCUGCAGACUUCUCCUCAGCUUCCAGUGUUGGGGUGAAGAACAGCAUCUAUGCUGGGCUGGUGCUGGGGGUGUAUGAGGUUCUGAUCGAGUACAACUUCAUUAAGGCCAACUACAGUAAGAACUGCUUUGAGGAUGUCCUUCAGCUCUACAACCGCUGGCACAAGCUGUCUGACAUCCUGAAGGAGAAGUCCAGCAAGAGCAAGUCUCCCUGCAGCCAGACAGGCAGCCUGCUCUCCCUGAGCUGUGUGUCUAUGCUGCUCACCGCCCUCUUCAGAGACAGCACUCAGAGCCGAGAGGAGAGUCUGUCUGUGCUGCGCUCCAGUGCCGAGUUCCAGCGCUAUGCCGUCAGCGUGGCCGUGCACAAAGUCCAGCAGCUGCAGGACACGGGAAGCAAGGACAGCCUGGAGAGAGAGAGCACAGACCGCACCUUCCGCCACCUCUGUGACAUCACCAGUGCUCUGAUGUGGAGGUACAGCAGGAUCCCCGCUGCCCUGGAGCAGGGAGGUCAGGGGGGCUGUCGGAGCACCUCUCUGCUGUGUUUGGAUGGGCUGCUGAAGGUGUUCAGCUUUGUGUUGCAGCGACACCCGGCCCGCAUCAAGCACUUCCUGUGUGCUGUCGAUGUCUCUGAGGAAGAGGAGCAAAAUGUGGAAGGCUCCAGUGUGAUGAAGAACAUCGCUUUCUACAUCCGCCAGUUUCAGAGGGCUCUGGUGACCCAGAUCAGUGGAGCUGAGGACGAGUUCAACAGCAAGGAGGCCCAGCUACUGCUAAGCAUCCUGGGAGUGCUCUCUGGCCAGCUAGAGCCCUCCGCAGCACAGUUUGUUCAGAUGAUCACCUGGACUGUUAAAAUCAGCAAGGAGACUGGUAUUGAGGACGUGGCUUUCUGUAAGGCCCUGCUGUCUCUGCUGUUCAGACAGCACGCUCUGUAUAAGAGCCCCGUGACUGUGCUAUGGGAGCUCUGUCAGGACAUCCACGGAGAGCUGGGGGACAUCGACCAGGAUGUGGAAGUGGAGAAACAGUCUCACUUCGCUAUCGUCAGCAUGAAGACCGCCCCACCCACUGCGAUCCUGGUUCUGACGCAGGUGGGUCGGAUCCUGGAUGAGGUGGACUGGCUGAUCGCCAAGAGGAAGUGGCAGCUGGGGACGGAGCAAGGGAACCCAGAUGGGGGCACACAGGUGGGGAUGCAGCAGGACCCCGUGGAGAAAGCGGUGACUUUGCAGAUGGGGACACUGCUGACCGCACUCAACGAGCUGGUUCAGACCGCCCUGCCUCCCGGGCCCUGCACGGUCACCCUACUGAGAACACUGGGCCAUACCUACACCAUCCUCACCACUCUCAUGAAAUACUGCAUCCAGCGCUGCUCCACCCAGGCCACAGGGCUUCCUUCCCGCAUCGAGAAACUGGUGAAGCUGUCUGGAUCCCACCUCACACCACAGUGCUACUCCUUCAUCACCUACGUACAGAGCGGGGACCCGACCGCAGGCGGUGAGAAGAAAAAGAAGAAAGAAGAAGGAGUGGCUGCUGCUUCGGCUAAAGUUCUCCGUGAGUCCAGGACGAUUCCAAGUUUGAUCUUCAGUAUUGAACAGUAUGAGAAAUUUCUCAUCCUCCUCUCAAAGAAGUCUAAGGUUAACCUCAUGCAGUACAUGAAGCUCAGCACUUCCAGAGACUUCCGCAUCAACGGCACAGCACUGGAGGCGGUGCUACAGGAACAGACUGCAGUCACUCAGGAGUCAGAGGAGAGCCAGAGGCAGGAGAGCCAGAGGCCUCAAAAAAAGAGACGGAAGCAGUGACUCCACCCCAGCUCAGCAAACUCUGAUUGGCUGCUCCAGCAGUCUGCUUCUCACUAUGGACUCUCUGGUUGGCUCCUUUGUAACUCAGCCUUGCUCUGAUUGGAUGCGGUUUUUGGAAAUGACUUCGUUUUUUUGUGUUCCUUUGGCCAGAGAGCCCUGUGUGAUCUUGAUGAUCUGAUAAAUGUCCAGAGCCUCACCUGGAAAAGAGUCACAUUUCACAUAAUGAUGCAACAUUUAUACCCAAAAGUGAAUGAACUUGAAGGAAAAUUGUAUUAGCAUUGUCUGUUUUGUUAUGAUUUACACACUAAAAUAUUAAAGAUUGCUGUUCUAUGCA